Gavialis gangeticus (Gharial) is the source of this 2758-nucleotide messenger RNA. It is a transcript of the gene DYNC1LI2, whose product is annotated as dynein cytoplasmic 1 light intermediate chain 2. Bases 1 to 1440 code for a protein of 479 amino acids. Gene Ontology annotation, biological process: microtubule cytoskeleton organization; microtubule-based movement. Gene Ontology annotation, cellular component: centrosome; cytoplasmic dynein complex. The transcript is spliced from 14 exons. Gene Ontology annotation, molecular function: dynein heavy chain binding. NCBI's taxonomy places the organism in Eukaryota, Metazoa, Chordata, Crocodylia, Gavialidae. The record is from RefSeq and is a predicted model, not a curated record.
AUGGCAUUUAGCUUGUUAGGGAGGGGGAGCCGGAGCCGAGCCCCGUGUCGUUUCUCCCCGCGCAGGUCCUCCAUCCUGAGCGAGGUGUCCACUCGCUCCCGGUCCAAGCUGCCGUCUGGCAAAAACAUCCUCGUCUUUGGUGACGACGGUUCAGGUAAAACAACACUUAUGACUAAAAUACAAGGAGCGGAGCAUGGCAAGAAAGGAAGAGGGCUGGAAUACCUAUACCUAAAUAUUCACGAUGAAGACAGAGAUGAUCACACCCGCUGUAAUGUCUGGAUUCUGGAUGGUGACUUGUACCAUAAAGGGCUUUUGAAGUUUGCUGUUUCUGCAGACUCUUUACAGGACACCAUCGUAGUUUUUGUGGUUGACAUGUCUAGACCUUGGACUGUAAUGGAAUCUUUACAAAAAUGGGCCAGUGUUUUACGUGAGCAUAUUGAUAAGAUGAAAAUUCCCCCAGAAGAGAUGAGAGACAUGGAACAAAAAUUUAUAAAGGAGUUCCAGGAGUAUGUGGAACCUGAAGAAGGUUACCAGGGAUCACCACAGAGAAGAGGUCCUUCAUCUGGUCAAGAUGAUGAAAAUGUUACUCUGCCACUUGGAGAAAAUGUCCUGACUCACAACCUUGGUAUUCCUGUGCUGGUGGUUUGCACAAAGUGUGAUGCAGUGAGCGUGCUUGAAAAGGAACAUGACUACAGAGAAGAACACUUUGACUUCAUUCAGUCACACAUUCGUAGAUUCUGCUUACAGUAUGGUGCUGCCUUGAUUUAUACAUCAGUUAAGGAAGAAAAGAACCUUGACUUGUUGUAUAAGUAUAUUGUACAUAAAACGUAUGGCUUUCAGUUUACCACGCCUGCCUUAGUGGUAGAAAAGGAUGCAGUUUUUAUACCUGCUGGAUGGGACAACGAAAAGAAAAUUGCCAUUUUGCAUGAAAACUUCACAACAGUAAAACCAGAAGACACAUAUGAAGACUUCGUUGUAAAGCCUCCAGUAAGAAAGUUAGUCCAUGAUAAAGAGUUGGCAGCAGAAGAUGAACAAGUGUUUCUUAUGAAGCAGCAGUCUUACCUUGCCAAGCAGCCAGCUACACCUACAAGAGCAUCAGAAUCUCCUGCACGAGGACCUGCAGGAUCCCCAAGAACCCAAGGCAGAUCUGGCCCUGCCAAUGUACCCAGUGCCUCACCGAUAACAUCAGUUAAGAAACCAGAUCCAAAUAUUAAAAAUAAUGCUGCAAGUGAAGGCGUAUUGGCUAGCUUCUUUAACAGUCUGUUGAGUAAAAAGACUGGUUCUCCUGGGAGUCCUGGAGCUGGAGGAGGGCAAAGCACAGCCAAAAAAUCAGGACAAAAGACUGUUUUGACAAAUGUUCAAGAAGAACUGGAUAGAAUGACUCGCAAGCCAGACUCGAUGGUAACAGCAAACUCUUCACCAACAGAAAAUGAAGCUUGAUAGUGCUUAAAAAUGCAUAUGUAAAUGACCAAAUAACUAUGUAUAUUGAUCUGAUAAGACCAGGAGUUUUCUGCUGUGGCGGAUGCUAUCAGUUUUCUUGGGGCAGGGGAAAUGAACUUAAACUUCAUUGGCUUGUCCCAGUAUAAAGUGCACAUUCAGGAAGUUUGCAUAUAAAAUCCCUCUGUAUAAGAUAACCAUGUAGAGUUUAUAUAGGGCAAUUCUUUUGAUUUUGGAGGUUAGCAGGUGCAGCUGCAUUUCUUGUUAUGAAGAGCACAGAGAAGCAAAAUGCAGGAUUCCUAUUGAAAUACUACUACUGACUGCACAUGAAGCAAGAAAGACUAAAUCCUUUUUCAGAGUUACUGGGAUUGGCCAUUUGUAUGUUUACAAAUGCAUUUGUAUACUUGGAAAGGGGGAGAUGUAGCUGAGCAUUAUUAGAUGAGGAAAGAAACCAAGGUAGGAGAUGCAGCACAAAAAUGGGAAACAGAUUUGGCUCAGUGCGGGGGGAAAAAAAGAAUGUUGGAUGGACUGGAGAGGAGCAAUGUUACUAAAUCCUGUGGUCAACAUAGGGAGAGUAAUCACUGUUUUAAAAGGACUACUUUAAAUUAGACUUAUCAGCCAAACACUAAGCGUAAUGGGAAAUUAUCCUGGUUACAUAUUGUCUUUAAUUUUAGCAAAAAAGAAAAAGUACAGAAUGUGGAUGCCCUUUUUUGGUGUAGCUGACAUGGGAGAAACUAUUAACUUGCUUAGAUCCAAGUGCCUGGCACUGUGUGAUUCGUCCUUAGAAGGUGCUUGAACCUUAUUGUGCACUGUAGUACAAAUGGUCACUGUUCGGUUUUUAUUUUAAAAUCGAUACUUUUGAUGACUUAUUUAAUUUUAAAUCUUAUUUUCUGAUAGCUCCUGCCUUUUUUCUAAAAAUGCCAAGUGGCUAGCCUACUACAAGUGAUGGGUGACGCAUCAUUUUACCAUACUGAAAAGUGCUACAGAAUACUCAAAAUUAUCUUUUUUUUAUUUUUUAUUGUUUUGUAACUUAACAUUAGCUACCAAGCUGAAAUUGAUUCCUGCCUUACACCUGGAAAAGGUUGUCUUUCAAGGACCCUGUUUCCAACCACAUAGGCUGGAGUCUAUAGCCUACUCCAGUUCUAACAAGAAACUGAAAUUAUGAAUGUGUACAUGGUGACUAGAACCAAUGAUUUUUGUUCUUUGUUUUUUCUUAAUGUAGCAUUUUCAUAUGGAAAGAUGGAUUGCAGUUGUCCCCUGUUGCUGUAACGGAGUUGUGUCCAUGGGCACUUCAAACCAUCAUUCCGUAAAAAAAAAAAAA